AUGAACCUGCGCAGACUGGAAUGGAUGGCCCAUCUACUGUUGGCUGGGCUUUUGCAAGGUGAGAAGAUAUUUUUUCUUAUUAGUUUUCGUUCUUUACAUCUUCUUUUUGUCUCUUAAAAGUCUCAGACUUCAAUGUCUAGCGACUCUUUUUUGUCUUUUACUGAAACUAUGGGGUUUUAACUGCAUGAAAAAGAUCUGUCGGGAAAAUAAUGAGCACUCUGUCGCAUUGAAAAUCGCAUCGCCGCCGAGAAAAUUAACUGUGUCGUGGCAAAAUGAAAUUAACUUUCAUCUGUGACACGAUCGGCGCAGCGACAUUGCACUCAUUAUUUUCCCGACAGGUUGAUAGAAAAAAUUCUAACUUUUGCUAAUUUUGGUCGAAUUUAGCGAGUGCUCACUAUUUUCCCGACAGAAUGAUAAAACUUUGCACAUGUGCCUAGUAAACCUAAGGCCUAAAAUUUCAUACGUAGUGUUGUAAGAGUGCUUCCUAUAAGCCCAUCCGCCCUUUCCAGCCAUUGCACCGAAAAUAGCCGCAGGCUCAAUUAAGGAAAUGAGUUCCGAAAAAGAUGACCGGGAAAUGAUACUACGCUUAGAGCGAAGUUCAAAAAUAAAGACGAGCUAGCAAAUAUAGUUUUGAAACCUUCUGCGAAAAGUUGUGCAAAAUUCUACGCACGUCAACCCAGCGCAGUUGAAGCUAUUUCCUGCCCAAGAUUUAAUCAGUGUGGCAUUUCGUUACAAAUAGAAUCUUGGAGAAGAUCUUUGGCUGUUUUUUCGUGGCUGGCCGGGACAAAACUUUGCUUUCUGGUCGGAAAAUAACGUUUAAAAAUUUUCAUGGUUUUUUAUGACCAAUUUUGUUUUCCAAAAAUUCGUUUGAAAGAAUUUUGAUAUCUAAAAUCUUUUGGUCAAUCGAUAGUGCGUGGACGAAACAUCUAAUUGGUUCAGGGAAUGCGCUGGAUUGACGUGCUGCGGACUUUAUGGCCCGAGUGUUAGACUCUCGCCUCAAAAGUCGUUGAAUUUCUCAACUGCGGGAUGGAUCGCUGGCUAAAUUAGUCGGAAAUUGACUAGUGACUUACUUAGAACGUCUCGUAAAAUUUUAAAAAAAAUCAAAUUUUAGUGCCUCCGGCAGAUUUUUUGAAAUAUUUUUAAAACCGAUUUUUCCAACAUGAUUGAAUUCAAAUUUUUUCCCUCAUAAAUCACUAAAAUUUUCCAUUCAUUUUCGUCCCAUUAUCCCCCUCUCGGCACCUUUUCAUCAUUUGCACUUCCAUCCCCGCUCCUGAAUGGGUCCCCAAAAACCGAAGACGAAAAGAAAAGCAGGUAUGAAAAGCGAAAAAAAAUAUCCCGGAAGGACCAUUUACUCCCAUUUUUGCAAAAUGAUCGCUCAAACAACAACCACUGCUGCUAUAACAAAUCUAUUUUGGCCGGCAUUACCGCAAAAAACAACGUCUCAACUGCCGGAGGCGUGGUCUGAGAGGGAAGAGACGCGUUCCAUGGACUCAUCACUUUUUUUCAAGACGAGCCCCGAAACUUUAGACUUCUUGGGCCAUAAGACACUUGGCGAAAAAUGUUAUGAACAGUGUUUAAUAAUGUUUCGGACGGGUUGUUGUUCUGUUUGACAUGCGUUUGCGGUUAUUGCGGGGGCAUUUUUUAUUCGAAUUUUGCGAAGUUUGUUGGAAAAAAUUCAAGUUAUCAGUCUGUCGGGAAAAUAAUGAGUGCAAAGCCGCUGCGCCAAUCGUGUCGCUGAAGUGAAAAGCAAUUGAUUUUGCCACGACACACUUCAUUUUCUCGGCGGCGAUGCGAUUUUUGAUGCGAUAGAGUGCUCAUUAUUUUCCCGACAAACUCACAAUAGAACUUCUUUAUAGCCAACUUAAAUAGAAUGAAGCCUGUAGCCUGUCUAUAGCGAACAAUUUUAGACGUCCUAAGGGCGAAUUUUAGGACAAAAUGAACCUCUGUACCACGAAGACCUUCUAUAGUGAAUUUUUUUUUGGUUUCUUGAAAUUUAUUGCACAUAGGUAUGUCUAUAUUGGAUUACAUAUUAUACAUAUCUGAUAUGCUGUUUGGCAAUCUAUUAUAGAAAAUCUCAGUCUGUCGGGAAAAUAAUGAGCACUCUGUCGCAUCGAAAAUCGCAUUGCCGUCGAGAAAAUGAAUUGUAUCGCGACAAAAUCAAAUUGCUUUUCACGUCAGCGACGUGAUAGGCCAGCCACACUGCGCUCAUUAUUUCCCCGGCAGUCUGAUAUGUAUUCACAAUGCCUGUGGCGUCAGGAGGAUAUAAAUAGAGCCCUCUUGACCUGCACAAAACUUGUUUUGGGAGCCGUCAAUAAACUUCCUUCCCUCAUCAAAAAUUUAUUUCCAAAACUUUCCGCGCUCCUAAAAAAGUGCAGGAAAAGGUCAAAAACGUUGCGCGUGACAUUUUAAUCCAGCUGCACUGUUAAUUUUUGAUUUGCCAAAUGGAAUGAAACCACUUUUUUACGGUCAUAUUUGUUGAAUAUGACCGUAUUUUUUGACUAAACCUUUCUAUAACGAACAAAUUUAUUUCAUUAGCCGUUUAUGAUUUUUUGCAAAAAUUAUUGAUUAUAUUUGCCCUUUCCGUGGUCUGUAUGUAUAAAGCAAACGCUCGCUAACUCAAUUACCUCAAUUUUUUAGCCUAUCCACCUCAAACCACCACACAUUCUAAAAGGGUUUCUGCAAAUUAAGUUUGUUCGCUUUCGACUUGUUUACAUGUGCAAACAACGAAAAAAUUGCUCCUAUCGGUCUAGAUUCGUUGUAAUCCGGUCUGAAACAUAUUCCUUAUAAAUUGUUGCAAUUUCUCUUACACUACUUUUAUUACUGGUCGUAAAAUCGGGAGAACGGCCGAAAACGAAACAGUAGUUUUAUUUCCAGGAAAAAAUUGGCCAAAAAAUUAUUUUACAGCUUAUUACACUAUGUAAAAAGGUCUGUUUUAUCACACUUUUUUCCUCAAAAUUUGGUUGAGAGUACUGUAAAAAAAUAGUACCAGUUAUUAAGGUCUCUAAAAUCAGCUAAAUUCUUAUUCCAAUGGGCUAAUUGUACAAAACAUCUCGUCUUUUUCGUAUACUACUUGGUAUACGAUUAGAUUCUACAUAGUUUUUGUCCAUUAUAUCACUCAAAAUCUUGCCAAAAAGUCUAAAAAUGUCUUUGAAACCAUGUUUUCUAAUAUUCAUCUACAUCUACUGGCCAUUCAAACUGGUCUCGGCUCACGACUACCUCUCCUACAAUGAAUAUUUAGCCCUAAAUCGAGUGGAUGCCAGCUCCGAUCAACUGAAACUCAUCCAAGAUUUACUGGAUAGCUAUGACAAUAAAGCUAAGCCAACAUGGGAUGCGUUUCGGCCAAUCAACGUCACAUUCAGCAUGGAUCUAUAUCAAUUGUUGGAAUUGGUAAGAGUUUUUGAAAAGUUAAAUUUGGGUUUUUGGAUUUAUCAUCGUGCAAUGCGGUUUUGACCCUAUUUUUUGGAUUGCACCGUGCAAGGAAAAUUUUGCCUAUUUUUUUGAAUUGCACUGUGCAUAGUCAUUUUUGGCCUAUUUUCCUGACUGCACUGUGCAAGAAAUUUUUUAGCCUAUGUUUUCGAUUGCACCGUGCAUGACCAAUUUUAGGCCAAUCUUUGAACCGCACUGUGCAAAGAAAUUUUGAGCUCAUUGUCUUUUUUCGACCGCACUGUGCAUAGUCAUUUUUGGCCUCUUUUUCUGGACCGCACCGUGCAAUGAAAUUUUUAGCCUAUUUUUUGGAUUGCACUGUGCAAUGAAAUUUUUAGCCUAUUUUUUGGAUUGCACUGUGCAAUGAAAUUUUUAGCCUAUUUUUUGGAUUGCACCGUGCAAUGAAAUUUUUAGCCUAUUUUUUGGAUUGCACUGUGCAAUGAAAUUUUUAGCCUAUUUUUUGGAUUGCACUGUGCAACGAAAUUUUUAGCCUAUUUUUGGAUUGCACUGUGCAUAGUUAUUUUUUGGCCUAUUUUUCCGAUCGCACUGUCCAUAGCCAUUUUUAGCCUAUUUUUUGAAUUUUACAGUGCAAAAAAAAUUUUAGUUUUUUUUUUUGAAUCGCACUGUGCGGUCCUAAAAAUCGUUUGGAAUUUUUUUCUCACAAUCAUAGAUGAAAAAUCUCACCAAUACUUUCUUACGUAAGUAUUUUUCUUGGGUGACGAAAUUUUUUUCAUGGCCAGACAAUUAUAGUAUCGAAAAAGGUAAAAACCGGAAAUCUCCGUGAAAAAAACCGCCUAAAAUCUGUUUCCUCAACACUUUCGGAGCGACAAAAAGCGCCUUGCUUUCGGUUCCCCAAGAUUUGAUCUAUAUUUUAGGGUCUAGACCAAUUUGGCCCCGGAAGUUUCUAAGGAAACAUGGAAGAACAUGAAAAACAGAAAAAAUAUAAAGGAAACAACAUUUAGGGGUUAAAAUUUUGACAAAAUUUUUCGCCGACAAAAUUUACAGGGAAAUUUGAGGAAAUUUUUGGUGUUCAAUCCAGAAUAUUCGCUAAAAUUUUUUCGAGUUUCUACACUUUUUUCGCCUUUCUAUGCCCUUUCCCCUUUUUACGAUACUUUGGGGAGGUAUAUGGAGCCCAAAAGUGAGGGAAUUUUUUUUGUCUUGACCGGAAUUUAAAUUGCCUUAGGAUGCAAAAAGGUUGCUGCCCUUUGACCCGAACCAGCUGACCUCUGAACCAAGAUAUACGCCAUGUACAUGAUAGUUACUUACGAGAAGUGGAAUAGUCCAAGAAAAACGUGCUUAAUGAUAUUUUCAAACAAAGAACGAUAGCCUAAUGGACUAUUUUCGUUUCUUUUUCUUAAUUGUUUUCUGCGAAGCCAUAUAAAACUUGGAGGAGGCAACAAAAAUUGGAGUGAGGACAAUGGGAAAUAAUGUGGGCAAAAACAAAAAAAAAGUUGACUCUUGUUUUCACAAUGCAUUGAGUACAGUAGAACGCUUGUAUGUACAACAAUUUGCAAGGGAAUACAAAAAAUAUGUGAAAAUACAAAAACAACUAUGGGUUUUAUUGUAAGGAAGUUCCUUUUAAAACAGGUUUCGUGAAAAAGUCGUAAAGUUGUGCACAAAAAAACAAGAUGUUACAGUAAAGACGUGAUGUACCUACAAUAGUUAGUUAGUUACUCGUGUAUUAAAAUGGGCAGGCCUAAUUUUUAAUUUUUGGCUUACUGUAGCUAUACUGUACCUCAAAAUGUAUUAAAGCGAUCUUUUCUCCUCAAAGGAAACAAUCGUUUUGCCUAUGUCAAACUUUUUGAUAUCAAAUUACAGGUCUUCUUGAUCUCAUUUUUUGACGGUUCUUGUCAGCAGACCGGAAUUGAAAAAGAAUAAGAGUACAUAAAAUAUAUAUAGCAUAUGCCAACGAAUUUCAAGGGUAUUUUUUACAUAGUACAGUGCAGUGAGAGUGUUUCAACCAAAGACGUAAUAAGCGAGUGACACUUCCAAAAUUACCCUAAUAAACCACAGGAGAUGUUAUAGUAAACAAAUCACUUUCAGAAUGAGCCACAACAAUACAUUCUACUCAACGCUUGGAUCAUUGAGGUGCGUUACAACCCUAUCCAUCAGUCUGUCGGGAAAAUAAUGAGCACAUUGUCGCGGCAAAGUUAGCGACAUUGUGCUCACUAUUUUGAUAAACUCUACUCAUAUUCUUCCUCAAAAUAAACUAUUUUUUUAGCGUUGGAACGACGAAUUCCUCUACUGGAAUCCGAUGGAUUACGGUAAUAUUACCGAAGUCCGACUGCCUCAUCACUGCAUAUGGCUUCCCGAUACCACUUUAUACAACUCCUUGGUGAUGAAGGACGACGAUACGAGACGCUUGCUCAACGCAAAACUCACAACGAACAGCACGCGGAGAGCGGCGCUAAUCGAACUGCUCUACCCCACCAUCUACAAGUUCAGCUGUUUGCUGAACUUGAGAUAUUUUCCGUUCGAUUUGCAGGUCUGCACGAUGACGUUCAGCAGCUGGACAUACGAUCAAAAAGGAAUCGAUUAUAGGGCGUAUUCCGAGGAGAUCGGAACCUCCAAUUUUAUCGAAAAUGAAGGAUGGUAUCUCUUCAAAACUUCGAGUAAGAGUUAGAAGGAAAUAGCUUGAAAAACGAUAGCUACAGUGGCGGACCUGAUCCAGUGGCAAAAAACGUAACAUUUUGCAUCCGGGAAGUAUCAAAAAUGUGGCAAAACUCUCCAAGUGAAAAAACUCCGAUUUCAAAAGCGCGCCCGCUCUUUUUGUGAGGGAAAUGGCGCGCCCUGCAAAACGAAGUUUUUUUCACUUGGAGAGGGAAGCAUUUUACCACAUUUUUGAUGCGUCCCGAAUGCAAAAUGGUAGGUUUUUUGCGGCUGGAUCGGAUCCUUCACUGUAGAUUUUGAUGGAAAUUAGAACAACUUUAGCUCAGAUUUUUCUAUGAAACAUGCGAUAUUUUCGGCGUGCAUUUUAUAGAAACCACCGGGAUUUUUAGGCUAAAAGAUAUCAAAAAUUGAAGAGUUUUUUUUUUUGUAAAAUUAAUGCCACAAAUCUCAUGUUUAUGCAACUUUCAAAUGUUUCAGUAAAACGAGACGAAGUUAAGUACAGUUGCUGCCCCAACAACUACACACUACUUCGGCUGACGCUGUUUUUACGGAGAAAGCCACUUUUCUACUUGGUCAAUCUAAUCAUACCAACCGCCAUUAUAACUCUUAUCGCUAUUGUUGGGUUCUUCACGUAAGUUCAGGGAAUUUGACUAUAAUUUCUUAGAAAUCCCAUAUCAAUAACAUUUUUCACUUUUUUUAAAUUUUUCAGAACUUCAUCAGCCAGCGGCAUGCGCGAGGAAAAAGUGUCAUUGGGUAUUACUACAGUAAGUUUUGGGUUAAUUUUACGGGUUAAAAAAUCUGUGCAUCGCACUUGGAAGCCUUCCCUUGUUAAUUUUUGGAUUCAUCUGGCAAUUUCCCCAAUUUUAUUCCAUCAAAAAGCAAAAAAGAAAAAAAUCUUUGCCUCAAAAAGUGGUAAACAACAAAAAAGUUAAAAGUUCAUUCCGCAAACAUGUCACCAAACAAUUUUUUGCAGCUCCUCUCCAUGUCAAUUUUGAUGCUGAUGGUGUCCGACCAAAUGCCGACCACUUCAACAUUCAUCCCAUUAAUCGGUAAGGGCCCACUUUUUACGGCUUUUUUUCCAACUUCGUUGUUAAUGAGAAAUUGCGACAAGUUGUUAACGCAGAGUGCAAUUUUUAUUGGCGUUCGCGGUUUUAAUGAAUUCUGCGAAAUUUUGCAAGAAUAUCCAAACAUCAUCAGUGCAUUGAACGUAUUUUACAAGCUUUUGACCAAAAACCGAACAAGUUUUAAGCGGUACUUUAAUUUUGAUGAGUCUUUGUCAAUUAAAACUCAAUUUCUGAGUCACUGAACCAGCCGCCUGUUAGGCGUGGACAUUCAAAAAAUUCGAUUUUGAGAUUUUUGUUUUAAAAUGACCGGGGGCAUCCUACUAGCAUAUUACCGUAACAUUUUUGCCCGAUUCUUCCGUUAACCUACUGUAAUUUACAAUAGUAUGAUUUUACACUAAUCGGGUAUUACUCAAAAACUACGCAUCGUAACUGGCUGAAAUCGGAACUAUAAAGGUUUUGGCAUCUUGGCAUUACAACGGAUGUCGAAUUUUGGCUAUUACGAUGCGUACUUUUUGAGUAAUACCCGAUUACUGUGAAAUCAUACUAUUGUAAAUUACAGUAGGUUAACGGGAGAAUUGGGCAAAAAUGUUGCGGUAAUAUGGUAGUAGGAUGCCCCCGGUAAUUUUAAAACAAAAAUCUCAAAAUCGAAUUUUUUGAAUGUCCACGGCUGACACAGUGACUCAGGAAUCGUGUUUUAAAAUCUAUAACAACAUCAAAAUGUCCCCAAAAAUCGUCUGAUUCAUCAAAUUCAAGGUUGGUUUAUCUUGGGAAUGAUAAUUGUCAUAUCAUCGGGGACACUGGCCUCUUCUGUCGUCAUUGCCGUACAAAAGAAGGGCCGAAUGGGCGAGCGUUUGAGCUGCCGAGCCGUGAAAAUCACGCGCUUCUUUGGGUACAUCUCCAUCUCGGAUGUUCCACUACAUUUGAGAAAAGGAACUAAAGUAAGUUUACCAUAAAUUCAGAAAGCUAUCUGGUGAAAAUUCCCGAAUCCUCGCUGUAAAUCUGCAAUAUUUUGUUUUAGGAGUACGCGGAAGCCCCUCCAUCCACGGAAGCCUACAAGAAAUCCGUGAAAAUGCAGAAAAAGUUGGACAAGGUCGGUGCGGAGGAGGAUUUGAGGAAAAAGAGCUCGGUCGCCAACUUCUUCCUCCGCCGGAAAGGCGCUCCAAAUGGCAUAUCAACCGACAAAAGUACGGACCCGCUUGUAAAUGCCGCUUUUCGUAAGUGUGUAGCAGUCUUUGUUGCAGAGCCCGCAGCUAAUAUAAACUAGACAACUUCUCACGUAUUUUACAAUUAUAUAAGUACAUUUGCAAAAUCAAAAUACUUUUUGGGAAUUUGUGAUAUUACACCUCCCUAAAACAAUAUUUUCGUCUAAAAAACGUGCCUUGAAAUGAUAUUCAGCACAUCAGUCGACAAACCAUACCCUAUUUGCCCUGUUUUACAAAAUUCAAAGUCUUUUACCCAUUAUCAAGGCAGUUACAAGCCCCAUUUUUGGAUUUUCAAAGGUUAUCCAUGAGCAAAACAAAGUCUUCAUCAAAAAUUAACAUUUUUCCUUCGUAUCUUAUUCCAUACUAGAAAAGUGCGGCUGAAAUUUAGUCAGCAUCCUGUCAUUUUAAAAUUCAAGUCCAUUCCUCUUGCGCCCAAAAGGAUACGAACAGUUUUCAGAUAUUAUUCAUGCCUAAAACAAUAUUUAUCUGAAAAACCCCGAUUUUUCGUAAACUAAGCCCUCAUUUUUGGAAUAUAUCACUCAUAAGGAACUUAUAUACUGGCUUGUCUAAUUUCAAGCCCAUUUCUUCUCUGUCCAGCAAGCUACAGGUGAUUUCCUACCUUGUCAAUGCCAAAAAAGAGGUCUCGGAAAAAAUCGCUCAGAAACUAAAUCUAAACCGAAUAUUUUUCAGAACCAGAAAACGGUAACUCGAACCCGAUCUCCCCACCAGUUAAUGACUCAAACCUGAGUAUUCUAUUCGACGAUUCGGGUAGCCAAGGCGACUCGGAUAUGGCCGAAUCCAAGCCAAACACGGCCAGGUCAAAUCGGAUGGCCAAGGAUCGAAUGCUACAACAUAUCGGGGUGUUCAACGGUGAGUUCAGCCCAAACGCGGUUGCCAAACAUUGAUUCUCUUCAAAGCCGCCAAAAAAAUCGGUUGUUGCAGAAUGCCAAAGUUUUUUGGCGCUUUAAAGUUUUCGUGGUGAGAAUCAUUUUUAUUGCCGAAGGGACUUCAAAUAGCCUAAAAAGACGUUGACUAGGCGUGUAGAAUGUUUUUUUGCUCUCUCAACAUUUGAAACUCGAGAGAUCGGAAUUCCAAAGUGCGUCUAUUCUGAAAUCAAAUCUCAAAAACAACACGGUCACUUCAUUUGGCACAAAUUUGCUGUCAAAUCGUGACAACUGCCCUCAUUCUUUCAUUCAUGUAGAAUUCGAAGCAAGCGCUGCUCCCGAAACAUUUGGUAUUACUUCCGAAAGCCGCUGGAAAAUUUUGUUUCGCAACUCUGAACGGAUGGGGCAAUCGGACGGAAAAUUGGGCCAGAUGGCGGGUGGAUGCGACCAAAUUUGGGAAAAAGUAGGGAGGAAAUUGAAGAUAAUUGAGAAUUAGCGAAGUGACAAUUGGGUUAGGGGCGAAUUUGAAACUUUUUUUUUUGGUCUUGGAACGACAACCCUGAUUUUCAGGGAAGAGUUGUUUUGAGGAAGGAAAGGUGACUUGAUGAUGGAAAAUGCCAUGAAACCUCUCCAAGAGGGGUUUUUAAAAUGUUGAGUAAGAGAAUAUCACACGAAAUUUAAGAUUGUUUUCAAAAUUCAAGGAUAUUUUUGGUCCACCCUUACUUUCUUUCUGUUGCUAUUCGACCACUUUAGCCGCUCUUUUAGAGAGAUUUUAUAACAAGUAUGACAAGAGGUGACCCCUCUAAAUCCAAUAUUUUUCUACGGAAAUUUAUAUUUUUUCGGUUUGAUCCGCCUUUAUCAGUCUGUCGGGAAAAUAAUGGGCACUCUGUCGCAUCCGAAGUCGCAUCGCCGCCGAGAAAAUGAAUUGUGUCGCGGAAAAAUCAAAUUUCUUUUCACUCGCAACGCGUUUGGCGCAGCGACAGUAUGCUCAUUAUUUUCCCGACAGACUAAUAUCUUAUCUCAAACAAAACCUUGUCCUUCCAAGACCCUUUAUAAAUAAGAUGUCCCAAACAGCGGAAGCCAUCCUUCAAAUUCAGUCCAACAUUGUCAAUAUUUACCAAUGGUCCUCAAUUUGCUUUUGCAAAUACAUGUUUAUUCCGGCGAUUAUUCUCGGGGUAUUUUCCCGUCUUAUGCAUAUGCAGUAACUUUGUUUAUGCAUUUGAAAAUACUGCUCUCAAAAAAACAAAAAGAAAUUUUUUUGCUGUAGCUUCCCUUUCUGUCGUAUUUUACAAUUCUUCUUCAGAAAACGUCCGUCUCAGCCGUCAACUGGCCCAGAAGGAGUACGAAUGGUUGGCCACGGUGAUGGAGCGAUGUUUCUUCGGGAUUUUCGUGGUCCUGUUUCUGAUCAUCAGCGUGGGCAUCAACUUGAUCGGCUAUUGGCAUUGGAGUGAUGUGGACAGUAUUGUCAAAGAGCGGCAAAACCUGCUGCCCAAUCCGAUUGCUGCAUAA
This is a messenger RNA of Bursaphelenchus xylophilus (pine wood nematode), 10692 nucleotides long. Lineage: Eukaryota; Metazoa; Nematoda; Chromadorea; Rhabditida; Aphelenchoididae. The record is from the annotation of a GenBank genome assembly.